CCGUGGGCACGCAGCGCACCACGCACACGAGACGAGACCAGACGACACGAGGCUCGGGCACCGGCAGGGCGCGGCGGACCCCGUUCGUUCAGCGGCGCGCUCGGUACCCCGCGCAGGGUCGCGAUGCUGUCCGGCUUGGCGCUCUUCCUCCUGGCCGUCUGGACGGCUCGGGCGCUGGAGGUGCCCACUGAUGGCAAUGCUGGGCUGCUUGCAGAACCCCAGAUCGCCAUGUUCUGUGGCAAACUGAACAUGCACAUGAAUGUGCAGAAUGGGAAGUGGGAGUCAGACCCUUCAGGGACCAAAACCUGCAUUGGCACCAAGGAGGGCAUCCUGCAGUACUGCCAGGAGGUCUACCCUGAACUGCAGAUCACCAAUGUGGUGGAAGCCAACCAGCCAGUGACCAUCCAGAACUGGUGCAAGCGUGGCCGCAAACAAUGCAAGACCCACACCCACAUUGUGAUUCCCUACCGCUGCCUAGUUGGUGAGUUUGUAAGCGACGCCCUUCUUGUUCCUGACAAGUGCAAAUUCUUACACCAGGAGCGGAUGGACGUCUGUGAGACCCACCUGCACUGGCACACUGUUGCCAAAGAGACCUGCAGUGAGAAGAGCACCAACCUGCACGACUAUGGCAUGUUGCUGCCCUGCGGCAUCGACAAGUUCCGUGGGGUGGAGUUCGUGUGCUGCCCACUGCCCGAGGAAAGCGACAACGUGGACUCUGCGGAUGCGGAAGAGGACGACUCUGAUGUCUGGUGGGGCGGAGCAGACGCUGACUAUGCGGAUGGCAGUGAAGACAAAGUUGUGGAAGUCACAGAGGAGGAGGAAGUGGCUGAUGUGGAGGGAGAAGAAGCCGAAGACGAUGAGGACGUGGAGGACGGAGAGGAGCUGGAGGAGGAGGCGGAGGAGCCCUACGAGGAGGCCACCGAGAGGACCACGAGCAUCGCCACCACCACCACCACCACCGAGUCUGUGGAGGAGGUAGUCCGAGAGGUGUGCUCUGAACAAGCCGAGACGGGGCCAUGCCGAGCAAUGAUCUCCCGCUGGUACUUUGAUGUCACUGAAGGGAAGUGCGCCCCUUUCUUUUACGGCGGAUGUGGCGGCAACAGGAACAACUUUGACACGGAAGAGUACUGCAUGGCGGUGUGUGGCAGCGUCAUGUCCCAAAGUUUACUCAAGACUUCCCGAGAACCUCUUCCCCAAGAGCCUGUUAAACUUCCAACAACAGCAGCCAGCACCCCAGAUGCCGUUGACAAGUACCUGGAGACACCAGGCGAUGAGAAUGAACACGCCCAUUUCCAGAAAGCCAAAGAGAGGCUGGAAGCCAAGCACCGAGAGAGAAUGUCCCAGGUCAUGAGAGAAUGGGAAGAGGCAGAACGCCAAGCAAAGAACUUACCGAAAGCUGAUAAGAAGGCCGUUAUCCAGCAUUUCCAGGAGAAAGUGGAGUCUCUGGAACAGGAAGCAGCCAACGAGAGGCAGCAGCUCGUGGAGACGCACAUGGCCAGAGUGGAAGCCAUGCUCAACGACCGCCGCCGCCUGGCGCUGGAGAACUACAUCACCGCCCUGCAGGCCGUGCCGCCCCGGCCUCAUCACGUGUUCAACAUGCUGAAGAAGUAUGUCCGCGCUGAACAGAAAGACAGACAGCACACCCUGAAGCACUUUGAGCAUGUGCGCAUGGUGGACCCCAAGAAGGCCGCUCAGAUCCGGUCCCAGGUCAUGACACACCUCCGCGUGAUCUACGAGCGCAUGAAUCAGUCUCUGUCCCUGCUCUACAAUGUCCCUGCAGUGGCUGAGGAAAUUCAGGAUGAAGUUGAUGAGCUGCUUCAGAAAGAGCAAAACUAUUCGGAUGAUGUCUUGGCCAACAUGAUCAGCGAACCCAGAAUCAGUUACGGAAAUGAUGCCCUCAUGCCAUCUUUGACUGAGACCAAAACCACUGUGGAGCUUCUUCCUGUGAAUGGAGAGUUCAGCCUGGAUGAUCUCCAGCCAUGGCAUCCUUUUGGGGUCGACUCUGUACCAGCCAAUACAGAAAAUGAAGUUGAGCCUGUUGACGCCCGCCCUGCUGCCGACCGAGGACUGACCACUCGACCAGGUUCUGGAUUGACUAAUAUCAAGACAGAAGAGAUCUCUGAGGUGAAGAUGGAUGCAGAGUUCCGCCAUGAUUCAGGAUUUGAAGUUCGUCAUCAAAAACUGGUGUUCUUUGCAGAAGAUGUGGGCUCAAACAAAGGUGCCAUCAUUGGACUCAUGGUGGGUGGGGUUGUCAUAGCAACGGUGAUCGUCAUCACCUUGGUGAUGCUGAAGAAGAAACAGUACACAUCCAUCCAUCAUGGCGUGGUGGAGGUGGACGCCGCGGCGACCCCCGAGGAGCGCCACCUCUCCAAGAUGCAGCAGAACGGCUACGAGAAUCCAACCUACAAGUUCUUCGAGCAGAUGCAGAGCUAAGGCCGCCGCAGCCUCGGAAGCCCGACAGCGAAACCAUCGCUUCACCACCCAUCGGCGUUCGUUUCUAGAGUCACGUGCGAAGAAACAAACCCUCCCCGUUUUAUUAUUUACUCAUGACCCAUCGCCUCAUGAGAGCUGUAACACAAGUAGAUUCCUGAACUUGAAUUAAUACACAAAUCAGCAAUGUAUUCUCUCUCUCUUUCUCUCUCUCUCUCUCUCCCUCUCCAUUUUUGGUCUCUACACUACAUUAUUAAUGGGUUUUGUGUACUGUAAAGAAUUUAGCUGUAUCAAACUAGUGCAUGAAUAGAUGCUUUCCUGACCAUUUACCGCAUACUUAGCCCGGCCCCUGUAUAUUAUAUUCUUGUGGUUUGUGACCUAAUUAAGUCCUACUUGAAGUAUGCUUUAAAACUCGAUGGGGGAAACGCGUCAUGUGAGCGUGGGAGUUUAGCGGCUUCUCUUGUCUAAGUAUUCUUUUCCUGAUCACUAUGCAUUUUAAACUUUUUUUUUUUAAAUAUUCCGAAUGAUUUAGAGAAUUUGUUUCCAUGGUUGCAUUGACCAUUGACUGUACAGGUUGCUGUUUCCGCUACACUUGUGAUAUAGGAACAAUGAGAAUACACGUUGAUUACUUUGUGCCUGUUUUAUGUGCACACAUUAA
Messenger RNA from Jaculus jaculus (lesser Egyptian jerboa), 3088 nucleotides. It is a transcript of the gene App, whose product is annotated as amyloid beta precursor protein. The record is from RefSeq and is a predicted model, not a curated record. The transcript is spliced from 18 exons. Gene Ontology annotation, cellular component: early endosome; plasma membrane; Golgi apparatus. The coding region runs from base 124 to 2433 and encodes 769 amino acids. Gene Ontology annotation, biological process: central nervous system development; axonogenesis. Lineage: Eukaryota; Metazoa; Chordata; Mammalia; Rodentia; Dipodidae. Gene Ontology annotation, molecular function: signaling receptor binding; transition metal ion binding; serine-type endopeptidase inhibitor activity.